GGAGCGAGCUUGCUACCCACUGGCUUCCUGAAAAUAGCAGCCACACAGCGAGAAAUACACGACACACACGCACGGGCAGGAACAGGGCAGUCCAGCUUUUCUACAUAUUUGGCCAUCUUUGCGCCUUCCCCCACCUUAGUGUGUGCGUGUUGCCAGUGUCCUACAAGCGAAAGUGCAAACGAGUGGUGCGUGAUUCUAUCGCGAGAGUGCAGAGAUUGCAGUUUCGAUUGCGCGCAUCAUCAUCGUCAUCAUCAUCGCUUGCCCGCCGCUGCGGUGAAAUGAAAAGCAAUAAUUGGCAGUACGCGCCGGGCCCAUUUUUGCGUAGAGCCGCUCGCCACCUAUCCCGUCCACUCUUGUCGCGGUGUGCAGUGCAGUGGUAGUGUGAUAGUAGUAGGCUGUGAAGUGGUGGUGAUCGGCGAGGGCAGCCCUGCUCCCAAAUGGUUGUUUAGCUGCUUCCGGGGAAAGGAUCGACAGAAAGAGUUUCACAGUUUCCGCCGUCGCCGCCGCCUGCAAGCAACGCAAUCAUGUCGUCCACGGUGGAGGAGCCCGAUCUGUUCAACGACGUCGAAAUUAUGGAGGUGGGCGACUUUCCGGAAAGCGAUGAAAACUACGUGUCCGUCGAGCUGUGCUCGGACGACGACGAGGACGAUCGUGCACUGCUGGACGGGGACAAAUGUUCCUCGCCCAAGGGGGGACUGCUGCUGUCCGAUGAGGCAGCGGCAUCCUCCACGUACGUGAAUCAUCUCUUCGUGUCUGACCACGAGUAUAUGGACGACGGUACGACCGGUAGGCGGAGUGGCGAAGGUCACACCCCACUCCCUUCCGCAGAGAGUGCCGCGGAACGGAUGGCGCUGGAGGUGGAGCACCGUAGCGAGCGGUUCAGCGUGCCGUACGUGGAGGAUCUCGAGCUGCAGGAUCUGUUCGACAAGGAUAACGGGCUGGACGACGGUAUGCGGCUGGACGAAACGGACGACAGCAGCGGCAACGAGCGGGAGAAGGAGGAGGAGGAGGAGGACGGCCACGAUGAUGAGCAGCAGCACGAUCCGUACGAACUGUUCGAGACGAAGAUCGAAAUCGAAGAGCCACAAAUACAGGAAACGAUCCUGGACGAGGAGUACAUCGGCAAUGAGCUGAUAUCGCCGCCGUCGGCCGACGAGUACGACAGCCACGACGAGGUGCUGCAGUCGCUCAACAGUUCCAGGGCGGUACAGUACCAGGGUGGCACGGCGGUGGGCGAGAAUGAUUCGCCGCUCGAGAACGACCAUUCGUACACGACCAUUAACAUCAUCACGCCACAACCGAGCGACCAGGAGGAGGCGGAGGAGGGCGUGUCGUCGGACGACGAUGGGGAGCUCAGUUUGCGGAAGCUGGUAACGCUCUCGAAAAAGCUGGCCCGCGAAGGAGACGUUACAUCGACGGGCGGCAAACGCACGGUGCAGAGGAUAGAGAAGGUGGUGAAAUCGUUCCUGAACCGUUCGACUGAGCUGCAGCCGACAGCGUCAGCGGCGCUGCUGGGCAAAGAAGCAUCACCGAGCGAGGGCAGCAGCCUGUCCGUGCCGCUGUCGGCGAAUUGUUCCGAACGGAUGGAGGGCGAUGGGCUAGUGCCGUCGACGGAUGGGUCGCACGGUCGGCGGGAAGAUUUCGGUUCCGAUGUGGACUGUGCUAAAGGGGGCAGUGCAAGUAGCAGUGCUGCGUCCGGCGACGAGCUGGAGGAGUUGCUAGAAUUGGGAGCCAAAUUUACCCAGCAUUACGAGCAGUGGCUCAAAAAGACGAGCUGCAGAGGAGGAGCUUACCAAAAGGGUUCAAAAGCGGCCCAGCUGGCUAAUCUGGUUGAAAAGAUCAAUCGUGUUAAUCCGAGUGAAAAUGUCCCAUCGAGCCGGCAGGACAGCUCAAAUGCCGCCAGCACUGGCAAUAAAGUGGAAAUAGCAAUCCAGACGGAACGUUCGAAGGAUCAGCACCGCAACGAGCAGUGCAAGAAAAGGUUACUAGAUUCCUCCUCCGAUAGCAGCAGCAGUAGUGGCAGUAGCAGUAGCAGCAGUAGCAGCAGUACCAGCCAACUCUCCGGCAGUGGAAAUUCCAGCUCCAAGAGGACGAAGGAGGCGCUGCGACACAAUCGCCGGUUGCGAAAAGGUGCCAAAGAAAAGCGUAAACCGAGCUCGGCGGAUGAGCGUGGUGCGGGUAAGAAGCGCCGCGAACAAAUCUACUCCGACAGCUCCAGCGACGAGGCGGAGAAGCGGUCGGAGGAUGGUGGCCGUGCGGAAGGGGACGAAAACCUGCUCGACGGUGUGCUGAGCGGUGUGGAUGACAUCAUGUCGGACGUGCAUGACAUCAUACCGGACGCGGUGGGUGUCGUGCAGGACUUUCUCGACGGGGAGCAGCAGCGCCAGGAGCGGGAAGAACGGUCGGAGGAAACGCGCAAACGGUCCGGUGCUGGUGCGGGCAAGGAACCGACCAGGCCGGCGCUCAGCAAGAGCGUGAAGGACAUGACGGAGGCGGAGCGAGAGGAGUACGAGGACAUGCAGAUCGAGCGGCUGUGCAACAUCAGCACGCUGAUCGGGUGUCGGAAUGCGGCGGGCGGUGCGACGGGUUCGGGCGGUCCGGCAAGUGCCGCCAGCAAAUCGAAGGAGUCGUCGUCGUCGGCGGUGAAGAAGAAAAAGGACGAGAACAAUAUGGAGCACUUUUUAAACCAUGAAAACGGGAGCGACGACACCGCGGCGGCACCGCUCGAGCCACAGUCGGACGAGUCGAGCGAGAGCGAAAAGGACGUGGUAGAGACGGAGGAACAAUUCCUGCAAAAGUGCAAUGAAACGAUGAAGCAGCAGCUGCUGAAUCAGCUCAGCAGCAGCGAGGAAACGAGCGACGAGGAGGACAACCUGGACGGUUUGCUGUCGGGCGAGGAGGAGGACGAUAACAGUGGCGAUGGUCGGCCGAACGGGACGGGCAAGGAAGAUUCGGACGACUCGUCGGCCGGCUCGUUGGUGGAAAGCUUUUUGAAGCGUCACGAUUCCAAGCUGGCGGAGCGGAAGGAGCGCAAAAAGCAGCCCAACGAAAGGGAGAAUGGCAAUUUACUUACCAACGGACAGGCGGACGACUCCGGGGACAAUGCCGGCGGGGAAAGUUCCGCGGAGCAGCAGGCAACGAAAGACUCCGAGCGGGCAGAAACGCCCAAAAAGCAAACCCGAACGGAGCUGGCAAAUCCGAAAGACAAGGAACUGUUCAGCAACGAUUUGUUUGACGACGAAAAGUCCGACAAGUCAGGGAAAACACCGCGCAAAAGGCGGAAGCGCAUAAACGCGCGGAAAGCACGCGGUUCUGACAGCGAGCGCGAAUCGUCCAGUGCCGAUUCGGACGUGGAAAUGCUGGACGGAACGCCCAAGAAGCGGCAGCGAAAGCGGGCCGCUCCAGUGUCGCUUGAAACGUUCGAUUUCAGCGCGUCGCUAAACGCGUCCGCUGCUCCCAGGAAGGGUAAAACGCCUGCCACCACUGCUGGUGAAGGCAGCGCCAUUGCAAAGCCGUCUCCAAGUACUCUCACUCCCUCCGGCGAUAGCACUAACGACAAGCAGGCGAAAACAUCCUCUCCCGCACCAUCCGAUCCGGACGCAACGACGACGGGCAGCGCAGUAGCAGCAGCGGCGGCAGCAACAGGCAGCAGCACGGCAGGCAAACAGAAAGGCUCCAAAGAUGGCCAGGACUGUAUCAGUCUCAGCUCGGACAGCUCCGACGAUGCCGAGCUGAUUACGGGCGAUCUGGAGGAAAACAAAAUCGUCCCGGACAAGGAGCCGAAGCGCAGGAUCCGUGCCAUGCUGACGAACGACGAGCUGGCCGAGGAGACGAAGAAAGCGCAGAAGGAGGAGGAGGGCCGUACGGCGCGACUGAAGAAGAAGCACGAGCAGCUGAAAAAGUUCCUCGCCUCGUACCUGCCCGGGCCGGGCGAGAGUGAGCUGGUGCUCGAUUACGAUUCCGUACGCAAGCAGGCGAUCUGCGUGCAUCCGGAGAUAGUGAAGCUGCUGAAGCCGCACCAGAUCGAGGGUAUCAAGUUUAUGUACGACAACACGUACGGGUCGGUCGACGCGCUGCCGAAACAUUCCGGCUCGGGUUGCAUCCUGGCGCACUGCAUGGGGCUGGGCAAGACACUGCAGAUGAUCUCGCUGCUGCACACGGUGAUGCGCUACCCGCAGCUGAUGACGAACCGGGUGCUGGUCAUCUGCCCGAAAAGCACGGUCAUGAACUGGAAGGAGGAGAUCGCCCGGUGGCAGGGCACGAUCCGCACGGGCUACCAGAUGAAGGUGUACUGCUUCCCGGACGUGUGCACGCAGAACGACAAGAUAGCGGUGCUGAAGCGCUGGUACUACUGCAAGUCGCCCAACUGUGGCGUGAUGCUGAUCGGGUACGAGGCGUUCCGGGCGCUGAUCAACUACGAGCGGCGCAAGGGUUCGGUCGGGCUGCGCAGCGCCAAGCUCGGGCUGAUCAAGGAGUAUCUGCUCAACCCGGGAGCGGAUCUGGUGAUCUGCGACGAGGGCCACCAGAUCAAGAACAAACGGUCCGCGAUCAGCGAGGCGGUGUCGAAGAUUAAAACGCGCCGGCGCAUCAUGCUCACCGGUACGCCGAUCCAAAACAACCUGAAGGAGUAUUAUUGCAUGGUCAACUUCAUCAAACCAUCGUUCCUGGGCAGUGACAAAGAGUUUAGCAACCUGUAUGCCAAUCCCAUAAAAAAUGGACAGUGUAAGGAUUCCGAUCACCAGUCGAUCAAGAUCAUGAAGCAACGGUCGUAUGUGUUGCACAACAAGCUUUCCAAGUUUGUGCAGCGUAAGGAAGCGGCAGUGUUGAAGGAGUUUCUCCCGGAAAAGUUUGAGUAUGUUCUGUUCGUUCCACUGACGCCAGUACAAGAAAAGAUGUACGAAGUGUUUCUACAGAUGAAUGAUUAUACGAACAACGAUGUUACCGGCGAGCCGGGAAGGACAAAGAAAUUCAAACUGAUUGCCGAUUACACCUCGCUGCGAAAGAUCUGGACGCACCCGAAAGUGCUGGAGAAGGCGUGGGAAUCGGCCAACCUGGAGAAGAAUCGGCGGGACGCGGCGCGCAAAACGGCCACGCCGGACAGCGACGACGAGUCGCCGGACGAUCACAACGACAUCAAGAGCGGCCAGCUGUCAGUGACGAACGACUGGUGGCGCCAGUACCUGCAGAUCGCCGACCUGGAGUCACUGUUUCCAAGCAACAAGCUGUGGAUACUGUUCGAAAUACUGAAGCACUGCAACGAGCGGGGCGAGAAGGUGCUCAUCUUUACCGCGUUUGUGUCGGUGCUGAACAUGGUGGAGCAUUUCAUGGCCAAGAUUCACCACCAGGAGGAGAACCCGCAGCUGUCAGACGCGUACGCGUACAGCGCAUUCAAGGGACCGUGGGAACCGGGCAAGGAUUAUUACCGGCUAGACGGGAAGACGCAAAAGUCGAUCCGGCAUCAGAUGAUCACGUCGUUCAACGAUCCGCAGAACAAGCGCACCAAGUGCUUCCUCAUCUCGGCCAAAGCGGGAGGCCAGGGCAUCAAUCUGACCGGCGCGAACCGGGUGAUCAUACUGGACACGUCCUGGAAUCCUUCGAACGAUCAGCAAAACAUUUUCCGCAUCUUCCGUCUUGGGCAGAAGCGCAAGUGCUACGUGUACCGGUUGAUUGCGGCCGGCACGAUGGAGGAGAAGGUGUACUCGCGCUCGGUCACGAAACAGGCGCUCAGCUUCCGGGUGGUGGACGAGCAGCAGAUCGAUCGGCACUACAGCUACGGCGAGCUGGCGGAACUGUAUACGCUCACGAAGGUGUCGGAGAUGACGCGCGAGACGCCGAUCCUGCCGGCGGACGACAUACUGGCGUCGCUGUUGCGCACCUACCCGAACAAGAUACUGAAGUACCACGAGCACGACUCGCUGCUCGAGAACAAGCCCGAGCAGGACCUGAGCGAGGAGGAGAAGAAGGAGGCGUGGGCGGCGUACGAGCGGGAGAUACAGAACAACGAGAACCGGUCCUACCUGUCGCAGCUCAACUCGAUGGGUGCGGCGGCAGCGGCCCAGCUCGGCGGUUUGCUGGGCUCGUCUGCAUACGGUUCGCCGAUGGCACCGUACUACGCCAGCGCCAUGGGCUAUCCGGGUGCCAUGGGGCUGCCAAUGGGCGGUGCCGGCGAUAUGUACCGGAGCGAUUACGCCGCCUCGUACGGCAGCUCGAUGGGCCGGCCACCACUCUACAUGCAGUACGCGGGUUCGCAGCAGUACAGCACGCUGAUGAACGAUCCGGCCUUUGCGACGGCCUUUGCCAAGAUGUACAGCAGCUUCCCGCUGUCCGGGGCGGGCGCAAUGGAUUACGGUAUGCCGCCACUGGGGGGCCAUUCGUCGCCGAUGGCAAACGGCGCCCAGUCGAUGCUCCCACCGAUCGGACCGGCGAGCAGCCCGGGAGGAGGAGGAGCAUCGACCGGCAAAGGCGGGGGUGGAGGAGGCUACGGCACGACGUCUUCGCUAGCGAGCAUGCUCAGCCUGUUGUCGGGCAAGUCAGGCGCCGGUGCCAGCGGUCUGUCGUCGUCCGCCCUCACCAGCCUCAGCCAGUCCCUGUUGGGCGGGUCUUCGAGCUCGUCGCUGGCGGAGCUGGCAGCACAUCACACCGCGCUAAGCAGUAGCGGGGCCAGUCCGUCCGCUCACUACAGCCCGCUAAAGCAGAUGAGUGACUAUGCGCAAAGUGGUGCAUCGUCCCUGCUGUCGCCUAAUGCGCUGCAGGCUUCGGCAUCGUCGGGUUUAUCGAUUUCAAACAUUGCCUCGCUGCAGAAAGCAAACCCACCGCAACCACCACCGGCAAGCAAAUCGAGCAGCGGCAGCAGUAGCAGCUACGAUUCCGUCACGAAAGCACUGUUUAACCGAUUGACCGAACAAAUGUCAGCCUCGGCACUGGCAACGGCGGGCGUUUCUAGUCCAUUCUCGCCGCGCACUGUACCGCUGCUAUCGCCCACGCUGGACAAUCAGCCGCGCAGCAGUGCGGGAGGUGCUUUCCCACUGACGGCUUCGUCACCGAUGACAUCGAAUAGUGGCAGUGCGUUAACCGUUCCCAUCAGCAGCAGCAACAGCAGCAUCAGCACUCCCUCUCUACUGUCCUCAACGGCAACGGCUUUAUCGCUAUCGAUUGGACAGGGCCCACCCAAGAGUACAACCGCCGGGGAGCAACCGAGCAAUCUAGUGGCGAAUAACCGUUCCGCAGGGGACAGUUUCGCAGAAAACAGACUGGCAGCGACACCGCCUGCGUCUAGUUUGCGGUCAGGGCCGGUUAGUUCGGCAGUACCGGCCCGCACACCAACCGCUGUCGCUAACCCGAGCGAAGAGGAGGACAAAUCGCGCCGCACGUCAACUGCGCCAGCAAAGGCGCAGGACGUGCCAAACAAACGUGGCACGGGAAAUAACUUCAACAGCACGCCGUACAGUACGACAGUGACCCCAAGCAGUGCCACGGAACCGUCCAACACGAACAGUGGUGGGAAGGACACCACGAAAGCUACCAAAACACUAAGCAAUUUGGCACAGCAGCUGCCCAAACCCUCGACUGCGAAGGUACCGGCGAAGCAGAGCAGUUUGCAAACCGCCGUACCAGCUGCUGUCCCACCCGCUCCACCCAUCAUCUCCAACCCGAUGCCAAGCCGACUGCAGCUGGCGCGUGCAAACAUCGCCACCAGCGUGAGCAGCGCAUCCACCCCUGCCCAGCAGGCACUAGCGAAAAGUGGAGCCUUGAAGCCCAGGGUACCAUCGCCCACCUUCAAAAUGACGGCAGCGAACAAACAGCCAACGGCGGCAAGCAAACCGUCGCCAUUGUCUCGCAGCCCACUGACGGUACAAACGGCCGUCGGUGCGAAUAAGAAGAACAGUCCGCUGCCGUCUCCUGCCGGGAGUAACAAGGGCAACUCGUUGCCAUCUCCUGUUGCGAACAGCACAGGACCGUUAUCGUCUCCCGCCACGUCGACACCUGCUGCAACGCCUGCUGGGAUGAGAUAUAUGCUUUCUGGAUCUGCAGAUCAGCGAACGGCAGCAACAACCACGACGACGCCAAUUACCACCAAACCGGCAAAGAGUGGAAUUUCCAUUACGACUAAACCACAACAACAACCACAACAACCCACGCCACCGCCACUUCCAGCGCCUACUUCUGUAGUGAGUGUGACGCAACCGCCCACCAUCGUCACUACCUCCGCUGUCGGCAAAGGUGCCGCCAAAGCGAUGGCGAAACCAUCACCGGCGACGGUUAGUAGUGUGAGCUCGCAGAUUAAAAUCAACCCACUGAACGCGCUGGCCAAACAGUCCGGACUGGGCAGAACGCAAACGCUGUCGAACACCACUACAAUAACGGCGGUGAAAUCGGCGCCAGCACCAGCACCACCCAAAUCCAAGCCCGAAAGUCGCCCAAUGACGGUGAUACCGAUGAAAACGUCCGUAUCCCCGUUGAGUGGCGCAGGUUCUAGGGCUGUUAAAAAACCCGUCACUACUCCUACAGCGUCGACAGCUCCACUAGUAGCCGCCACCCCCAAGCUGACUCAACUGCAACAAUCCAGCCAGAUCGUUAGCAGUGUAACGGCUCCUCCUACUGCAGCCCGCACGAUCGCUACACAGUCUGCUGUCCGUCCUGCGAGCGCGCUGCAAAAGUCGAGCUCGGCGGCAAAGAUUACCCCCGUCACGCUACUGUCCGCGGCCAGCAUGACGGGUAAGCUGAACAACCCGCCGGGUGUGCCGGGUGCGCCCCCUCGACUACCGGGUACGGCAGCCUCCUCGACCAUGGUGAAGACUUCGUUAGGUUCAACACCUUCAACCAACUCCAUCCAGCAGCAGCAGCAGCAGCCCGUGUUAGUUAGCCGACCAAAUCCACCAAUAAGUCAGAUAAACCGCACACCGGCAGUGAUCAACCGGGCGGGCAAAAGCCCCAUAACCAUCAAUCCUGCUGCAACGGGUGCCUCCACCGGGGGUAUCACGAUAACGAAAAGCAAUUCCGCCAGCAUUAUCACACCCAAUCCGGGACCACGUGUGACGGGGGCUGCCGGCGCAUCUGCGCCCGCUACCACAAUGACGGUAAUACCAACCGCAAACAUUAUUCUGCCUGUGUCGGCAGCACCGGGUGGCGUGACCACUGGCAGCGGUAGUACAGGCCAGCCCACCCGGUCCACGCUCAACUACAGCUACAAGGAUGUGGGCAAAGAGCUUGUGAUACGGCGAGCGGUGGCAUCGCCCACCAUGCGACGGAUCUUGCCCUCGACACAGGGAUCUCAGCAGAUCCUCAUCAACAAAGCAACAGCAGCAGCAGCUGGGACGACUACACUCAAGCCCGCUGGCACACCAACCACCACAAUGACAACAGCGACAGUGAAAGCCAACCUACCGAUGGGGAACAUUAUUCGUGCCGGUGCCGCUGGCAGUAAUUCCGCAACGACGUCACUAACGGCCGGUGUGCAACCGACACCGAACAGUAUGAUCAUUCGACGCCGCGGCAUCGACUCGACGGCGGCAAAGAACGCUCCCAAGACGCUGUCGUCGCAUUUGGGAGUUAUGCCGGGUACGCCACCCAUGAAGCGUCCCAGGCUGGAAGAUAAUACGCAAAACGCAAACAGUACGAUCGUAACAACAAUUCCAGCCAGUGCACCAUUCGUUGUGGGUAGUCGAUUAGGUGGAGGUAUAACGGUCACUGCCAAAACCGCCACCACCACCACCAACACAGCAGCGAAACCAAAGAACGGCAAAGGCGAUCAUACGGAUGUUGUAGUACUGGAGUGAAGAAGUUCCUGCAAUAACCGGCACCGGUGUUAGUGUAAUUUAUAGAUAGUGGUAAGCAGUAACAUUUAAAAACCACUAGCAGCAUAAGAAUACCAGUAAUGGAAAACGGGAAUAGAUUGAUUGAUGUCUAUGUCAUGCCACCGUUCGUAGCAGUGCGUAAUUUAUGCAUUCGAAUCAGAAAUUAAGCGAAGGGGAGCUUUUAUUAUCUCUUGAGCAUAAUAUGAGGCAUAUGUAGCAUAUGUAUGUGUGAGUGUGUGUGUGUGUGUGUGUAUCAGUAUGUCGUCAGUAAAUACGAACGUCCUAUAAAUGUAAAUAGAGCAGUACGGUGUACGGUAGAUUAUUGCACUGUAAUUAACUUAUUCUUGAAUGGCAACACACUAUUUAUGCUAGAUAGAUAGCGGCGGCAGUUGGGAGCCAGUUUUCUGAUAUACAGUAUAAGUACCGGAUGUGUAAUUGGAUAAGGAAUCUUUCGAAUUGGAAAACUGGUGGAAAACGAGCGAAAGAGAAGGUUGCAGAUAGGGAUCAGAACAAUUUACCGGCAGGUAAGCGAACACACACCUACCCAUUUUGAAUUUAAUACAUUUGCGAUAGAAAAACUAAAGCAUUUUAACGAUACACUAAUGUUAAGCUUUUAAAUACGGAAAGCAACAGAAAGCGCACAAAACUACCACAACGAGGCCAACGAGGCCGUCAAAGUAGGCCAUUGCAAAUGGAGACGAUUAGUAUCGUGUAAAUAAUGUGGUGUGUGCCACACACAUACCAAACCCCCAAAAGGUUGUGUAGGCUUAAAACGAUCGUACACUCUCCUCGUGCUCGUCUGUUGCUCGUAGAAUGUCCUGAACCAGAACAAAUAGGAAAAACCGAGCAAAAAGAAUACGAUUAUCACUAGUGAUUUAUCUUCUCAUUCUUGAUGUUUGUGGUAGUCCGGGUACGUGAGAACGGGGAGAAGAAAGGAUAAGGCUUUUGAAAUUGCUCGAAACCGGUCGUGUAAAUCUGGUGCUGUGUUUAAAGCGUAAAUGUAAGUAGCUUCUACUGAGGGGGGACUAGCUUAGAGAGAGAAGGAGAAAGAAGGCGCAUUAAGAACUGAUUGUGCGAUGAACAAUCGCUCAACGUGAGUGGAAGAUGGAAUUUAAGGGGGAAACAAGGAACUCUGUAUUUAAAAGAAGUCUGCAGUACCAUAGCUGUACAUACAAAGUGACAUUGAGUUGUGAUUCUCAUUCAAAAAACGAAUUUAAAUAAAUUUGAGGAAGAAAUGGA
This is a messenger RNA of Anopheles merus, 11033 nucleotides long. Its product is annotated as transcriptional regulator ATRX-like. The record is from RefSeq and is a predicted model, not a curated record. Gene Ontology annotation, cellular component: nucleus. Gene Ontology annotation, molecular function: ATP binding; ATP-dependent chromatin remodeler activity; ATP hydrolysis activity. Lineage: Eukaryota; Metazoa; Arthropoda; Insecta; Diptera; Culicidae. Bases 525 to 9776 code for a protein of 3083 amino acids. The transcript has 10 exons.